AUGAUGAUAAUUCCCAGCACAAAUUUCAUUACUCGUCCCAUCCCCAAAGCGUUUAAGUUUGUGAAUAAUGAUUCAGCGGAUCAGCUUCAAAGCAUUCGGUCUCUUUUAAAAAAUGGACAGUUUAUUCGCCAACCAGAAUGGCUUGUCCAGUUGUAUGCUGAAACAGAAGAACAAGCUAACUGA
This is a messenger RNA of Plasmopara halstedii, 183 nucleotides long. RefSeq lists its product as uncharacterized. The record is from RefSeq and is a predicted model, not a curated record. The coding region runs from base 1 to 183 and encodes 60 amino acids. NCBI's taxonomy places the organism in Eukaryota, Oomycota, Peronosporomycetes, Peronosporales, Peronosporaceae. The transcript is spliced from 2 exons.